CAGUUACCAUUAUCAAUUUUCGGAGAACGCCAGAUUUCAAUGUCCUGCUGUGUGAGCGACCUGACAAAAAAAAUCAAAACACGUUGACGAUGACGUCCAAUUUCCCGUGAAAACUCGAUAGGAUGACUGUGGAAAAUGCGGGGAAACUCGGCUUUAGUGGAAAUCUGCAGGAAGGUGAAGGAGAACUUUGAAAAAUUGUGGUAUUUUGAGUGUGAUGUUGAGUUUGAUGGAAGAGGCAAUGUUUUGAAGCAGGGAUGUUGAUCACGGAUCAUCUGAAAGCUGCUGGUGGAGUAACCAUGCUGGGUACUUUCGCUGGUAUAAUCGUGGUGAUGGUGAUGCUCCUUCUUUACAUAAGGAACAGGAGGUCUUGGUGGAACUCUGUCAGCGGGAUGAGCUGCUGUGACGAAAAUUGCCCCCCGGUGUCUUUGAGGUCCGUACCACCCCCACCAGUGCCUUCUGCGAGGCAGCUAGCAGCACAUGAAUUAGCAAAAAAUUCCUUUGAUAUGGUAGAUAGGCGCACAGAUUCAGAAAAUUACACUAAUCAACAUAGGGAUCUACCACUUCAUCCACUCAAAGAAACAGCCGCACCUUUCUUCCCUCCAGAACAAGACCUGAUAUCUUUGGUGGAGAAGGGAAGAGUUGGCAUCAGUAGCAACAGCUCCUGUUGCAGCUCAAACACUAGCUCUGUUGGCGAGAAACAUGAGGAAAUCUCAACUGAAAGACACGUCCAUCACACAGACGAUAUGAAUACGAGAACAUCGUCUGAUAUCAAGGAAAGCAAGAUCGAUAACCAAGGUGUCGACUACAAAAAGUGUCAGACGUCUCCAACUCUUGAGGAGAUAGACGUUAAGAGCAACAAACAUUGUAUCGUCAUGAUGAACAAUGACAUGGAAAUAGCAAACCUACCCAGCACCUCCAUAUCUGACCACAACAUAAUCCAACACCAAGUAGAAUCACCUACUCCAAUUAGUUACAAGCAUGGACAUCUAGAGAUAGCUCUGCAGUAUGACGCACCUAUGAGAAAAAUGACUGUUCAUGUUCUACAAGCCAGAGAUCUACCCAGUAGAGAACGUGGACAACCCACAAACACUCAGGUUCGCCUCAUAUUACUCCCCAGCAAAAAGCAGAAAUUCAAAACCAAGAUCAGAACUGGAGAUAACCCUCAGUACAUGGAGAGUUUUCUUCUACAUAGGAUCAAUCCAGAAGACGUGAAUUCGAUGGGAUUAAGACUUCGACUCUAUGGAUGUGAAAGAAUGAGGAAAGAGAGGCUGAUUGGCGAGGCGAUGGUAAGCUUUGCCAACAUCAACCUGGAGCUGGACAACAACUUCUGGUUGAACCUAGAGCCCCGUUGUAACACCUCUCUCAAUGCCACUGGUUGUGGAGAUGUAAUGAGCUUGACAAGAUCCGAUAGCACUGGGUCUACCCAUUCUUUGUCCAUGCAACAUGGUGGUGUUCCGGAACUACUACUAGGUCUUUCUUACAAUGCCACCACUGGUAGACUGAGGGUUGAAGUGGUUAAAGGCUCACACUUCAGAAAUUUCUCGGCCAACAAAGCACCAGAUACUUUCGUCAAGCUCAAUUUGGUCAGCAGCACUGGACAUGAAUUGGCUCACAGCAAAACAACAGUGAGGAGAGGCCAACCGAAUCCUCUCUUCAAGGAAACAUUUAUAUUUCAGGUGGCCCUCUUUCAGCUAGCUGACGUUACCCUGAUGAUAUCAGUCUACAACCGCAGGAGAAUGGCAAAAAAGAAGGAGAUGGUCGGCUGGUUCAGCCUAGGCUUGAACUCAAGCGGCGCAGAAGAACUGGCGCACUGGAUGGACAUGAAGGAGUUCCAGCAGCAGCAGAUCCUGCGAUGGCACGUCCUGGUGCAGUCAUAGCCUCGGGUUACUCCACAUAUCGAGCCAAGGGUUGAUUUUCCAUUCGGUAUAUUCUAGGGUUUUUCCGGAAGUGGAUCCCGGAACUCCGGCCUUGCAUCCCUUCUGGGCGCGGUUCCGGGGUUAGGUUUGUUCAGGCUCCAGGUUUGGAUCACCUCGCCUGGACUUUUAUCUCGUGAUUUUUGUGAUAUAAUUCCGUGUCUUGCAAGGGUUCCCUUUUUUUAUAUUUCACGUUUAUUGGAAGGGUUUUCCGCUUUGGAAUGGAUACUGAAGGAUCAAGCGUUGACGUUUCGACAUUUAGUGCAAUUUUAUUUUAUUGUUAUAACUCGUACUUUAAGUUCUUUUCAUAUUGCAUCUCUUAGAAUUUUUUUUAAUAUCGCUUAGAUUUUUAUUGAAACUUAGUUUUUUAUUCGUAUUGUUUCUUCAUUGUUUUUUCUUGCACAAAUAAAGUUCUAUUCUUUUA
This is a messenger RNA of Harmonia axyridis, 2337 nucleotides long. RefSeq names its product synaptotagmin-16. The record is from RefSeq and is a predicted model, not a curated record. Bases 255 to 1877 code for a protein of 540 amino acids. Lineage: Eukaryota; Metazoa; Arthropoda; Insecta; Coleoptera; Coccinellidae. The transcript is spliced from 10 exons.